Heterostelium album PN500 is the source of this 1884-nucleotide messenger RNA. It is a transcript of the gene mcfS, whose product is annotated as mitochondrial substrate carrier family protein. The transcript has 8 exons. Bases 1 to 1884 code for a protein of 627 amino acids. Gene Ontology annotation, biological process: mitochondrial L-ornithine transmembrane transport. Gene Ontology annotation, molecular function: hydrolase activity; L-ornithine transmembrane transporter activity. Lineage: Eukaryota; Evosea; Eumycetozoa; Acytosteliales; Acytosteliaceae. The record is from RefSeq and is a predicted model, not a curated record.
AUGACAGGAUCAUCAGCUGCUGCUCAAGGAGCUAAGGAUAGUAUUGCUGGCACUGUUGCAGGUGCUGCUUGCUUAUUUACAGGACAUCCAUUCGAUACCAUUAGAGUUAGAUUACAGACUUCGAGUACACCGGUCGGAAUCAUAGAAUGUUUGAAGAAUACAGUGCAAAAGGAGGGUGCGAUGGCACUCUACAAGGGUGUGACGAGUCCACUGUUUGGAAUGAUGUUUGAGACGGCGGUGUUGUUUGCCGGUUACGGUCAGAUGAAAAAGCUGAUUCAGAAAGACCCGACAAAGCCACUAGAACUCUGGCAAUACAGUGUUUGUGGUGCCGGUGCCGGUUUCACUGCCACUUUCGUGUUGACACCGGUCGAGUUGAUCAAGUGUCGUCUUCAAAUCCAAACAACAGGACCACAGAAAUACAACGGAUCAUUCGAUUGUUUCAAGAAGAUCAUCAAAGAGGACGGUGUCGCCGGUCUCUACAGAGGAAUCAUACCGACACUGGCCAGAGAGAUUCCCGGUAACAUGGCAUUCUUUGGUGUCUACGAAGGUUUGAAACGUCAUUUUAGAAAAACAACUGGAAAAGAAGAUUUACCAUUACAAUAUUUAAUUUUCUCUGGUGGAAUUGGUGGAAUUGCAUAUUGGAGUAUUUUCUAUCCAGCAGAUGUAGCGAAAUCUAGUAUUCAGGUGAGUGAUGGUGGACCAGCACCCUCAUUGACAGCGACAUUGAAAAAGAUUUACCAAAAAGAUGGUGUCAAAGGAUUAUAUAGAGGAUAUGUUCCAACAGUACUGAGAGCAUUCCCAGCUAACGCUGCAAUGUUUUCAGUCUACGAAGUUAUGGAAUCUCCAGAGCAACAUCAUUUCAUUUCCAAUUAUUUGAAUUGUUUAAAUACAAAGUUAAAUUUUAAAAAUGAUGGAACCUUUAAAAUUUUACAAUUUACAGAUUUACAUUAUGGUGAAACCGAUGAGAAAGAUAAUAAUUCACAGGCAGCUCAAACAGUGAUUUUAAAGACGGAACCCGAUAUCGAUUUGGCAGUGAUGACUGGCGAUUGUCCGCUGAUCGCUGCCGAUGUUCAAUGGGCACUGGCACUAGGCAAUCACGAUGACCAAGCCGACUUAAACCGUCGUCAAAUCAUAGAUUUCGACAUGAGCUUUCAGCAGAGUCUGACCAUCCAAGGUCCCGAAGGUAUCACCGGUGCUUCCAACUACUACAUUCCCGUACUGAAUGGUGAUGAACCAGCGCUGAUUCUCUACUUUUUCGACUCGAACGAUGACAACUGUCAGAAUAUCACUGGUUGGGGAUGCGUUUAUCCAGAUCAAGUUCAGUGGUACACUCAAACUUCACAAGCACUGAAACAAAAAUAUGGUAAGACCAUUCCGGCAAUGGCUUUCAUGCACAUUCCUAUUCCAGAGUAUUUGGACAUGUGGAAUUUCUAUCCUGUGAACGGAUCGCUUGAAGAUACCGGUGUGUGCUGUUUCUCUGUGAACACCGGAUUGUUUGCCGCUUUCAGAGAGAUGGGUGACGUUGUCGGUGUCCUCUGUGGACACGACCAUAACAAUGACUUUAUUGGAAUGUACAACGGUAUCCAACUGGGCUAUGGAAGAAAAACCGGGUAUGGAGCAUACGGUCCACCACCAGGAUGGAAACACGGUGCCAGAGUGAUCGAAUUUAUCGCGUCGCCAUUCUCAUUCAAGACAUGGUUGCGCUUCGAAGAUGGAACCACCGAAGAGACACAGACACUUCAUCAGCCAAACUUGAGCGAAGAGUGGAAUGCUUGCUGCGACACUGUUGGAUUCGUCAACCACAGCAUGAUUGUUUCAAACUGCAGAUCCUAUGAACAGGAAUUCGUAUCACUACAUGGAAGUUCAUCUGAAAAAGUACAUUAA